Molecule: messenger RNA, 2127 nt
Organism: Drosophila nasuta
Lineage: Eukaryota; Metazoa; Arthropoda; Insecta; Diptera; Drosophilidae
Gene: Panx
Product: Panoramix
Exons: 1
Coding region: 139-1713 (524 amino acids)
Source: RefSeq, a predicted model, not a curated record
AAAAAAGUUGACAGCUCUCUUUCUUUGGUGUGCUACAUUUUUGUUUAGCGCAGCAUUUUAAAAUUAAUUAACAAAUUGCGCAUUCGCAGCAAUUACAGUUUCUUCAACGAUUUGUGGUAGAAUUUCUCAAUAAAAAAAAUGGACGAUUUAAAUGUGCAACUUAAAAGCGAGUUGCCUGUUGCUAAUGACGACGACGAUCAAGUGAAUACUCCUUUGCGCAGAGAAAAACCAUUGACACCUGAUCCACCAACUGAUUGUGUCGGCGGUGUUGGAUGGAAUAGCGACGAUGAUGGAGAAAAUGCGAUGCCAACCCAAGAAGUGGUGAUCAAAAAGUUCAGUCCACGUUUUGACCCUAAUGAAGACGAUGCAACGCCACCAAGAACCUCGAAUACCACAAAUGAAAAUGUAGAGGAAGCCGCUGUUGAGGAUGUGAAGAUCAAAUAUGAGCCGCCACGAGGAAUGGAUUUCGGUGGAUUACUGGAUGAACUGGACGAUAUGGAUUUGGAGGGCGUAGUAAAUGCGAUUCGAAGUCGCAGAGCCGAAAUGGAUAACAUGGACUUGAAGCCGCUUAAAACUGAAGAGGAAAUUAGUGAGACUGUUGCCGAUGCGGAAGUAGAUGCUGCAGUCGAUGAUGCUAGUGCUGAUGCUGAUGAUGAAGAAAUGAGGUUGCUCACCGAAGAGCAUGAUAAAAUACUUGAAAUAUUGAGGCGCAGAGAGGCUGAGAAACAACAGAACCCAACGAAGCAGGAAACCACAAAGAAAAGAAAGCACAAAAAGGAGAAGAAACACAAGAAACGUCGCAGUUCAAGCCCGGAAUGCAGUUCUCGUAAAAAACUGCGACGGACGCAUAAAACUAGCAACAGCAAAGAUGAUGACAUAGAACUGGAUUAUGUUCCAGUGCGUGAUUCCGAAAGAUCCCUUAAAAUUAUCAGCAUCAAGAAGCUAUUGCCAGGUGACACAGCCACUACUGCUACUGCUGCGGGUCCAAAAUUGGGCAUCAAAGAGAAGCGCCAACUGGCUGUGGAACGUGUGAAAGCCACACUUAAAUUGCUGGCUCUCGAAAGAUCGGAAACACCGCCAACCGAAUAUCUGGUAGUGGACACCAUUAAGAAACUGCCAGGCCGCUCGUCAGUGUUGUGUGGAGCCAACUUUGAGAAUCCCUCACCAUUGUGCAACAACUUCAAUGUGUCAUAUCAAUUCAAUUCAACCACGCCAAACAUCAGCAUAGCCAAGUGGGGUUUGGAGGCAUUGCCAAGGGCAACAGUUGCUCUGCUCCGCCUCACGGGCAUUAGCGUGAACCGCUUAACACAAUUGCUCCAACAUUCGAAGAUGCCAUUGCAAAAGCUGCGCCAGCAGGAGAAGGCAUCCAAGGGCAAUGAAGAGGAUGAGAACAUGUGCACCGGCCUCUUUCGCAGCCUUGCAACCCAAACGGAUCCAAAUAUUGGCAAUCGAACACAAGAUGUUGGCACUCAGGCAAUGCCAUCAGGAUCGUCAUCGAGUCAGGGUAUCUUUUGGCUGGAGUCGGAUUACUGUGAGACAAACUUGUCGCAGCAACAUGCCAAUGUUGUGUUUGCAUUAAAAGAAUUGUGUGCCACAAUGCCUAGUUCCACAUAUUGGGCUGAUUCGAUAUUUAAAGGACUGCAAAUCGCUUUGAAUGCUAAACGUGCAGAAGCUAAGGAACUGCGCAGUCGCCAUUUAUAUUCGCGUGUUUAGUAGUAACAUGUUACCAAAAUACUUCAUUAUUACACUCUUUGAAAAGGAGCUCAGGGAGUAGCUUUCGUUUCAUCAUUAUUUAUAAUAAUAUUAUAAUAAUACAUAUUUCCUUUAUUCCUUUAAAUUACCUUCAAAACUCAUAUCAUAAAUAUUUAAUUUUUUAAAUAAAUGUACGUGCCUUAUAAUAAAGUUUUUCAAAUAAUAUUUGCAUGCUACAAAUUUGAAAUAUCGAUUACCGAUUGCAUGCAAAUGAUCGUUCUUGCGUGUUAUCGGUAACCACCAGACGCAUUGGCCAUUCACUACAAGUCAUUUAUUUUAUUUGUAAAUGGCGCCAACGCGGAAAUUAAAAUAAUUUCAUGAAUAUAUUUGAAAAGUACAUUGAAAAUAAAAAUGAAAAAGGCAUUUAAAUGUAAA